CCUCAACAUAUUCUCGCUUGUUUUUCCAGGGUUCCGAAGGCCCCACGUCCGAUCGAGGCUCCGGAACCGUUGCGUCCUGUUGAGGUCAACGGGGCGAACACCGCCGCUGCUGCUCCGGCUGCGGCAACCGCAAACUCUACUCCAAACGCCCCUGCUCUUGAGCAAGCCCUUCCUGCUGAGGGCAUCACGACUCCCGAAGAUCCCUUGCUGGAGAUCGACGAGGACGCUGCAGCGACGCCCGAAGAGCGCUCAGCCAUCCUGAGGUCCUUCUAUGAGGAUGACCUGGCUGAUGACUCCCUAGGCGCGAUCAGCUGCACGAAAAUUCUCGUCGAGGAGUACUACGACCUUGACGACCCCAUCUUUGGAGACAAUCCGUUCUUACCUUCGCAACAACCUGCCGUUCACACCGAUCUUGGCAAUUACGAGGGCGAGGACUUUGACGCAGCGGAGUUGGCACGGCAGUUCCUGAACGACAGGCCCACGAGCUAG
Molecule: messenger RNA, 489 nt
Organism: Klebsormidium nitens
Lineage: Eukaryota; Viridiplantae; Streptophyta; Klebsormidiophyceae; Klebsormidiales; Klebsormidiaceae
Source: the annotation of a GenBank genome assembly